AGGUGGAGAGGAGAAACAGGAGAACAUGAAAGUGUUAGUGGUAGCACUGGUGGUGACCCUGGCGGCGUGGCAAGGGAGCGAGGCCCUUCCCAAGCAAGUCCCUAGCGCCCUCAGGCAGAAGCCCUGGUCAUGGCCUCCCCGCCAGCCUGCAUUAACCCCGCCUGCCACGCUCCCUGCCGGUUUUGGAUCCCGACUCUCCCGUGGUGAUUCUGAGUCUGGACUUGCUGCUCCUGAAGGUGACGCAAGGCCUGGACUCACAGCUCCUGGUGGUGACACAGGAAUCCAAACUCCUGAGGGCGACGGAGCGUUUAGUCCCGUCAUUCCUGCUGGAGGUGACGAGAAGCUAGGCCCCGUGGCUCCUGCUGGGGACACUCCAAUGCAUGAAGCUCCUGCGAGGGACGAACAGUUUGAUUCCUUUGCUCUCUUCGAAGGUGACGCAGGCCUCGCCACUCCUGCCGGUGACGCAGAGCUUGGACUUGCAAUCCCUGGUGGCGUUGAGGCAGGCCUGGAGGUGCUGCCGUUAGGAGAGGCUGACGCUGAUGUUGUACCGGUGUAUCCUGACGGAGGUGAGCAAGAGCUUGAUGCUGUGCCUCCUGCUGGUGAUGAUCAGGGACUGGACUCCGCCUAUCUUGCCGAGGACGAGACUGACCUGGAGUUUGGAGUCCCUGACGGGGAGGGAGAGGACCUGCAGACUGCUGGGAGUGAGGCGAGCGCUGUGUCCAAAUCCCUCACUGGAGACACCACGCAGAUCGACUCCAGAUUAGGCUUGGCAGCACGUCGCCAAUCCCGCCGCGAUCGCCGCCGCCGCCGCAAGAUGUUACGCUCAAAGGUCCCCGUCCAUGGCUCUGUCCCCACCAGCGCUGAGGUGACGGUGGUGCUUCCUGGCGCCGCACCCUUCACUCAGCCACCCUCCUUCGACACCCUGUCUGUUGCCCUGCCCGCCGCCCUGCCCCCGCAACAACCAGCUGCUCCUGCACUGCGGCCCGCCCCUGCCCUGCGCCCCGCCCCUGCCUUACCUCCAUACCUGGCCUCUGCCCCUGCCCCUGCCCCUGCUCCUGCCCUAUCCCCACAGGUGCCCGUCAUCCCUUCUUACGAGUCCCCGAAACCUAAGCGCGGCGAGUUUCUUCCACGCCUCAUCUCGCAUUUCGCCACCAAGAUAUUCAAGGGAUCGUCAGGACGUGGUGGUGGUGGCGGUGGCGGCGGACUGUUCGGCGUUCUGUCCUCCUUGUUCAUGAAGAAGGACCGAGAUAACGCACUGACUCCCCUUGCGCAGGACAUCGAGGCGGGAGCCAGGCAAGGUCUACGUAUGGCGGGCAGCGAGUUGGCCUUCCAGAAGCAGCAGAAGGCGAAGAGUCUUGGGGAGAAGGUGAAGGAUGCAGUGCGGACGGCGGGGCAGAUCGGCCAGAGUCAGUACAGAGCCUUGCUGCAGAAGAAGGAGGCGAAGAAGGAGUUUAUAUCUGAGACAGCUGGAAAUGUCGGGGCGUACGCGGACACCUACACCGAGGCCACCUACAACAAGAUGGAGGGCUCCGUGAAGGCAUUGGGGCGUCUGCUGAGGGAUGUGGCCACGUCCUUCCUUGAUGCCAUGGUCCUUAAGGGCCAGGCAGCCACGGUGCUUGUGCGGGACCAGACGGAGACCAACGAGAAGGCUGUCGGGGCGGUGGUGGACGCCAAGAGGGAGGCGGCCAGGGACGGCGUGAGGGCCCUGACUGAUCUGGUGGCGGGGCGGUGAGGCGGUGGUGAGUGUGUACUGAUGGCUAGCCUCAUGAUGGCCGCCUCACCACUACUACUACUGGUACUACUACUACUACUACUACCACUACUACUACUACCACUACUACUACUACUACUACUACUACUACUACUACUACUGUUAUCUCCUCCAUUUAGUAUCUUUCCACAACUAUCAAGAACAUCACACUACAACUACCAAUACAAACACAUUCAUUCAAAUAUCCUACAACUACCACCACUGCUACUACUACAACUACUACUACUACUACUACCACAUCCAUACUUUCAACCCUUAUCUUCCUGCAUACUUCCUUACUAACACCACUACUAUACCACUUCCCCCCUCAUUCACGUCACUUCCUCUUUCCCUUAACACUCUUUCCCUAACCUCUAUAAAUACUCAUUCCUGUGGUCCCUUUCUCAACACACAAAUACCCUUAUAGAUCCUAAUGAUAUACACCACACUUCCUUGUCCCUAACCAUCCCUCUCUCUCUCUCUCUCUCUCCAUCUCUCUCUCUCUGUCUCUCUCUCUCUCUCUCUCUCUCUCUCUCUCUCUCUCUCUCUCUCUCUCUGUCUCUUUGAAUAUCAGCAACCAAUAGAUUUCCUUCUUUUAUAGCCUUGCCUUCCUCUUUCCCUCUUGGAUUUCCACGUGGCCUUCCAGUGCAGAGGGUCACGAUCGGCUGGGAAAGAAAUGAAGAUGGACAGGAGAGGGAAAGAGGGAAGACUGUAGUGUGCAGAAAAUAUCCUCGUCUCUGGUAACGCUGAAUGGAAUCGUGAGGUUAAGUUGAGGGUAGAGUAAGAAGGAAGCGUCUGAGAUAGAGCAAGGUGGAGGAGGAAAGGAAAGGUAAAAAGUGUGGUGAAUAAAUUGAUGGAUUAAAAAAGAUUACUAAGAA
Molecule: messenger RNA, 2628 nt
Organism: Portunus trituberculatus (swimming crab)
Lineage: Eukaryota; Metazoa; Arthropoda; Malacostraca; Decapoda; Portunidae
Product: gametogenetin-like
Exons: 2
Coding region: 26-1732 (568 amino acids)
Source: RefSeq, a predicted model, not a curated record